CCAGUGUUAAGCCAAGCAGGGCGGUGAAGGGUUAAAGGUUUUGGGGUUUCUCAUGCUGCUGCUGCUGCCUCUAGUCGUUUUGUUCAGUCUCUAGUAACACGUCAACGAACUUACUGACAGCUGCUCCACGGAUCUUCCUUGCGAUUUGACACAAAAGAGAGCAGCAGUCAUGGGGAAAGGAUGUAUUAUCGCCACCAAGUACUUCCUGUUCAUGUUUAACUUCCUCUUCUUUAUUUUUGGAGUUGCACUCUUGGGCUUUGGACUGUGGGUCAUCCUGGAUAACCAGGAUUUCGUCACAGUUUUGCAUGAGUCCAAAUCGCUGAAAGUUGGAGCCUACAUCUUAAUUGGGAUUGGAUCUCUGUCCAUGCUUAUGGGCUUCCUGGGUUGCAUCGGUGCCAUUUAUGAGGUCCGCUGCCUGCUUGGACUGUACUUCACUUGUCUCCUCCUCAUCCUCAUCGCCCAGGUGACGGCCGCUGUUCUUAUCUACUUCCAGCGAGACCUGCUGAAAUCUGAGAUGUCCACUGUUGUGAACAAAAUUCUGGUGAACUACACUGGUUAUAACAAGACAUCUGAGGACGCCUGGGACUACGUCCAGAGAACGAUGAAGUGCUGUGGUUGGACUGGACCAUCUAACUGGACGGAGAAUUUGGUGAUAAACAGUCAAAAGAACAAUUCUGCGAAUCUAUACCCAUGUUCCUGCAGAAACGAAUCCAUCAAUGGCACAGAAAUAAAAGAAUCAGGCUUUUGUAAAGCUUUUUCCUCUGAAUGGCCUGUCUUCACUUCGGGUUGUAUGUCUAGUAUGGAGGACUGGCUCUUAAGGAAGUCUGGAGUUAUUCUGGGAGUCUGUGUUGGAAUAGCAGUGAUUGAGCUUUUAGGGAUGAUCCUGUCCAUGUGCCUCUGCAAGAGUGUCCAACAGGAGGAUUACACCAAAGUCCCCAAAUACUGAGAGCAAACCCCUCUUCAGACUCACCCCACAUCAGAAAACACCAGCCUCUCCACACCAGCAACAACUGGAACAAAGCAGACCAGACCACAUCCACUCACCCACAUACACAUAUCCGUUCUUCACCCUAUUAUCUCCUUUAAACAUUGAAACGCCAUCCUGUUUAGGAUCAACAUUUUACGAUGAGGAUUGUGGUACCUUUUUCUUUUAAAGAAACUAGUGAUCUUUUCUUGUUAGUGCUCUGCAGGGUCUGAAUAGCUUUAUAUUUGUAUAGCUACAUGUAUACUGUACAUUGACUGUUGCAUUUAUGGUUUUCAUUGUUAGUUGAAUCUGAGAGCACUUUAGUGAAUAGCGAGUUUGAAAUGGGAAUGAGCUAUUAGCUCAUUUUAAAAUAUUUUUAUAAACAAGAGGGGAAAAUCAACACUUUUUAAUCAUUUUUAUUUGUUUUAGAAUUGUGUUUUUUCAGUUUGGUUAUGUGUAUAUAAAUACUUCAGUGAGGUUUAUUCUUACUGAAUAACUACGUCCUAGUUAUGACAGCACUUGAUGGCUUUUCUGGAUGUAUGCGAAGUGUUAUUACCUGGGGCUGGGUCACUCCGGGCGGAGACAGGUGCGGUGUGGGUAAGGAAUGUUAGGGUAAAUGACAAGUCUGAAUGCUAGAAUGGCGUAGUGUAGCGUUUCUUGUGGUUUACAUGUGAGUCGGCCUACAUCUCUCUGUGGAUCAGGGUGUGUAUGUGGAUUUAGGUUUGGUGCGUAUCCCACAGAUCCUUCUGCUGUGCUGGUGUGGGAAAAACAGCUGUUCAAGUAUGUCCAUAACAGAUCCUGCUGACUAGCUUCAGCUGUAGCCUGCAGCACCACAGCAGUCUUCCUGAUACUGACCCAUUUCAGCUGAACCAGAACAGCUCUGCGUGAUGAAGUUCUGCAAGGCUUUUUCAUAUCUUUGCAUUUCUUCUUUUUAAGAUUUUUGUGUCUAUGGGUUUAUUAUUGGCACUGAAGCUGAUGUAGACAAUGUCAGCCUUUUGUGUUUAUUAAGCCUGGUGUUUUUCAUAUCUUUGCAUUUUUUCUUUUUUUUGGAAGUUUUGUUUUGUCUGUCUUUUUGCUGUCCGAAGUGUUAGUUCAGAACAGAAGUAAUCAACACUGCUUCCGAGAAGAUAAGGGGAAAGAAUGUCCCAGUUGCUGUCCGUAAAGCCAUUUCCAAACACUUUCUUGCUUUUAGACAAGAAAUCUUUCUAGCUUGGUCCUUUAAAAUAAACUGCUAGUUGUAUUGUAAUAUGAUAGACCUAGAAGUGACAGAGAAAUAAAUCAUUCCUCUUCAUGAUUUUUCAUAUUUCAAGAUUUAUUAAUUAUUUUUCUUAAGUGUCUUUUUUUGUAUUCUGUCAAGAAGCUGUCUCCUAGAACUCUAGUUUAGAUACUGAAAAGCAUUUUUUAUAUAUAUAUUUGGAUAACGGUAUUUCUGAGGUAAAGUGAAGAUGAAGGGCUUUUUUCUACAUUUCUUAUACAAGAUUUUCUGUUUAACUGGGAAGCCAUGUAUAUGUAGUGAGUUGUACAAAACAAUGCCUAUGCAAUGGUUAUGAGUUGGAUUAAAAGAAAACUUUGGCACAAUA
Cyprinus carpio (common carp) is the source of this 2544-nucleotide messenger RNA. RefSeq names its product CD82 molecule b. Gene Ontology annotation, cellular component: membrane. NCBI's taxonomy places the organism in Eukaryota, Metazoa, Chordata, Actinopteri, Cypriniformes, Cyprinidae. The record is from RefSeq and is a predicted model, not a curated record.